Daphnia pulex (common water flea) is the source of this 652-nucleotide messenger RNA. Its product is annotated as prismalin-14-like. The transcript has 3 exons. Lineage: Eukaryota; Metazoa; Arthropoda; Branchiopoda; Diplostraca; Daphniidae. The record is from RefSeq and is a predicted model, not a curated record. Bases 96 to 428 code for a protein of 110 amino acids.
CUGAAGUAUAAAUAAGGCCAGCAGUUGCGGACAUUUAACGACAUUGCACUUUGCUCAUCGCAUCAAGACUGAACCAUAGCAUCGCAGGUGAUCAAAUGGCUCGCAAUCUCGUACUGAUCUUGCUCCUUGUUGUGAUGGCUGCAGCAUUUUGCGCUGCCCAGCAGUACGUUGAGGUCCCAGUUAAAGAUGAAAGAGGAAUCGAUCAUCCGACUGCAGCAGCUGACGUUGAUUUAGACGAUUCGGUAACAUCCAACGGACGAACUAAACGCCACCGACCGUUCCUGGCGGGAUUGCUGGUCGGCUCCGCACUCCGUCGCCCAUAUUACGGCGGCUAUGGCGGAGGCUAUGGCGGAGGCUACGGCGGAUACGGACAUUAUCCGAAUUAUUAUGGAGGAUAUGGUGGCUACGGGGGCCAUUACUAUGGCUAAACUAUUCAAGGAAAACGCCUGAGAUGAUUGACUCGGCUGCAGAAUAUUAUACGGACCCGUCAUCAUAUUACCGAACAAGUUUUUUCCCCAGCAGGUCCUUUGGCUAAACAUUUCUCUGACAACCCUUUUAUUACUGUUCAUUCACCCCUGAAUGAAUUAUCUUAUUACUGUUAUUAGACUGUUGCUGUUAUUCAUAAUUAUACACUAAUUAUUGUUGACCAAAA